Molecule: messenger RNA, 1776 nt
Organism: Suillus plorans
Lineage: Eukaryota; Fungi; Basidiomycota; Agaricomycetes; Boletales; Suillaceae
Product: TFIIE alpha subunit-domain-containing protein
Exons: 7
Coding region: 80-1483 (467 amino acids)
Biological process (GO): transcription open complex formation at RNA polymerase II promoter; transcription initiation at RNA polymerase II promoter
Cellular component (GO): transcription factor TFIIE complex
Source: RefSeq, a predicted model, not a curated record
CUCUUGAGCUCUUGAGUCAGCCUUCUAAGAAUCUUCAGCUCGCUCGCGGUCGCAGACUCCAGAGGGCUCAAACAGCACUAUGGCGACCAAAGAAGACCAAGAGUCGCUACGUCUUCUUGUCCAACACGUCUCCCGAGGAUUCUAUGAACCAAAGUUCACUAUCAUCAUGGACCAGCUAGCCCGUCAUCCGGUUCUCAAGGAUGACGACCUGGCCGGGCGGAUGGGCCUUCAGGCGAAAGAAUUGAAUAAACUUAUGGCUGUUUUAGGGAACGACCGCCUGGUGCAAGUGUACCGCCAAAACGAGCUCAAGGAAGGGGCUCAGAGGUCUGUCGGAAGACAGUACUAUUACAUUGACUACAAGCACUUUUGCGAUGUCGUUAAAUGGCGCAUUGCAGAAAUGCGGAGAAUCAUAGACUCGGGUCUCCGUAAUGAACUUGACAACAAAGGUUAUAUCUGUCCUCAGUGUAGCAAGUCGUACACAACAUUAGAAGUUGACAAGCUAAUGGAUUUUUCGAGAGGAAUAUUUGUGUGCGAGGAUUGCCGCGCAGAAGUUGUGGAGAAUGAGAACGCGGAGAACGUCAGGGGGAGUCAGGACCGGAUGCAGAGGUUCAACCACCAGAUGCGGUUUGUUGUCGAAGGAUUGAGAAAAACAGAGUCUAUGGUCCUUCCAGCGCUCGAUGUUCCUACUUGGGUCAAAAAUAAUGUCGGUGAUGUUGAAAAGCAAAAGACUGGCCAGGUGUCAGGUUUGAAAAUAGCAGGAUCUGGGCCUGGUGGGAGACAAGAAGAUGGUGUUGGCAUAGUCAUGUCAAUGGACAAAGACGAAGCAACGAGACGGCAGGAACGAGAUGCCGAGGCAGCGGCAAAACGACAGCAAAACGCUCUGCCAGCAUGGCAUUUGAAGAGUACUAUCACCGGAGAUCUGACAGCUCUUGGCAUGCAGGAGAGUGCGCGUGCUGUGGCGAGAGAAGGCGAGGGUCUGCCAGUAUCCAGUGACGACGCUCUGAAAGGACUUGGAACUAUCGGCACUCAACCGCGUCUACUUCAACUAACGGCAGUGACGGAAGAUGUGAAACCAGAAAUCAACCAAGAAAUGGAUUAUUGCGAUCAGUACUAUGCCUCGUUGGCGGCCUCUAAUGCAGUUUCCUCUCAGAACACGCCCAGAUCUGGCCUCGGAAGCGAAGAGUUGGAAGAGGAUGAUCAAAAACCCUCUGUGCAGUACCUAGAUUCCCUAAAUGAUUACAGGAAGCGGUCCCGAUCAAAAGAGGACGAGGGUGCUGCGGCGACAAAGUUGCCCAAAAUCGAUGUCCCAGAACUAGAACCAGAUAUCACUGAUUCUAUGAUGGAGGUAAACGGGGCAGAUGAUACCCCUGUAUUAGUUAACGGUGUCUUGAAACCAUUUUCGGAAGUCACUGAUGAAGAUACCGAACUUAUGACACCCGACGAGUAUACCGCUUACUACGAAGUUUUGCAGUCACGGUCGUAGACCUAAUUUAUUUAAGCUACCCUGGAUUUAAGUGGUUGAUGAAGGGAAACACUAUAAUUUGUUGUACUGAUCCAAGAUAAUAUACGCAUUCUCGUGUAUGAUGUACUGCCGACGUUCGAGUUGGUCACACCUUCUUUGCAUUAGUCGAACUCCCUCAGGCCUCAGACCGUGUAAAGAAAACUUAAGUAGGGCCUGUCCCCGAUGCAACUGCGGUAUGGUGACCUGGUCGUGACAUACUCCAAGCCUUCAAGUUCAACACGUGAUUCGUACCUGAGCCCGGGAGCAUAUUCGUG